UACAUUCAAUUCAGUCAACGCUCAGCCUUGUAACAACCGUUCCUAGAGUGUAACGUUCGCGUCAUAAUAUUCCGCGAGCACGCGCCAAAGUUUCUGGAUUAACAAUGAAACUAAAAUAUAUUAUUAAUAAGUGGAUAUAAACAUCCGAGUGUUCUGCUAUAUUUCAUUGUAUCUUUUUAAGUUCGUGAAAAUAUUUUAAAGUGCAAGCGUUAAACUUACAAGUGUGUAGCGUUUUAAUUGCUUCAAGAAAUUGUUGUUAUUGUGUUGCAAUAUGGGAGCCUAGGAUUUGUUGGAUGAAAAGAAAAAUUGAUUAGAAAGUGACUUUGGCAACGAGAUGGGGACCAACCGGUUGCUUUCACCGUAUACUUUGGUGUUGAUUUGUACAGCAAUUGGAGUGAUUCGUUGUGACGAUGAGCAGCACGACUCGCGAGAAGGUGAUGACGUCACGAUGCAGUGCAGAUUCGGGUCCGAGGUGAAUCCUGGUGAUUCACCAACCUACUACUGGGUGCGGAGUACAGCCAGCGGCCAUGACAAUGUGGCAAUAGGAAAUAUACCCCUUGAAACUAAUUAUAAAGUAAUGUACGCUCCGUCAGAGGGACGAUACGAUUUGAUGGUCUCAAAUGUAUCGUACGAGCGUGACAAUGGGAGAUUUGAAUGCCGCAUAAAGGCAGGUGGUUCGGGGAGGACGUUGCACUCGCAGGGACACAGUUUGGUGGUGCUCACUCAGCCGCAGCCGCCGCUCCUGAGUCCCGGCACGCAUGCCCAGGCGCAGGAAGGUCGGGAACUCAAUUUAACCUGCUCGACGACAGGUGGAUCGCCUAGCCCUGAUAUUAAGUGGUAUCGGGAUGGCACUACGUAUCCACUAGAGGCGAGUGUGAUCAACGGCAGGACGCGGGUGCAGCCUUCAGUGGCCAUUCUUACCCUGGCUCCUAGCAGAGAGGACGAUGGAGCGACUUUUCGGUGCGUUGUAUGGAACCGAGCGAUGCCUGAAGGCCAGAGACUAGAUACAACUGUUGAUUUAAGUGUAAAUUAUUUCCCUCGAAUUGAAAUCGGUCCGGAGAAUCCAUUGCAUGUUGAAAUUGAUGGAACUGCAACGAUGGAAUGUAAAGUUGACGCAAAACCCAAAGUGAGCAGCGUACGGUGGACUAGAAAUGGCAAAUAUAUUUCAAACUCUUUUAUACACACUAUUCAAGAUGUGACAGUACAAGACGCAGGCAAAUACACUUGCAGCGCUGAUAAUGGGCUUGACCAUCCUGGGGAGAAGGAGAUUUACCUAGACGUUCUGUAUCCUCCAAGUGUUACGGUCGACUCUAAAACGUACGACGCCGAAGAAGGCGGCACAGUUGAAAUACGUUGUGAAGUUUCUGCUAAUCCUGAACCAAUUUCAAUCGAUUGGACAAAGGAAGGAAAACCUGACUUCCGUCAAAAAGGAAACACUCUAGUUCUAACUAGAGUCGAUGCAGAAAUGGCUGGAACAUAUAUUUGCAAAGCCAUAAACGUAAUUACAUCAUCCUCAGGAAAUCGCAUGGAACGGGCUAGCAGCGCUUCCGUCGCUGUAUUAGUGAGACAUAAACCAGGACGGGCAUUUAUUAGUCCUGAUCGGCCCGUAGCUCAAGAGGGUGCAGGGGUAACACUUACCUGUAGUGCUAAGCCUCCGGGCUGGCCGUCUCCUCAGUAUAGAUGGUUCCGCGAUAUUGAUGUCGGAGAUGUCAAACCGAACGUUCUCGCUACUGGCCAUAAAUACACAAUCCCGAGUGCACAUCUCGGUAGCGAGGGUGUUUAUCAUUGCCAGGCCACAAAUGAACUUGGUCAUGGCGAGAUUGCAUCCGUCAACCUCGAAGUAUAUCAACCUCCGCGCUUCCAAUCAAAACUCCAACCACACAUGAUAAAGAACUCCGGUGAAAGAAAUUAUUCUUUGACAUGCAUUGCGUUGGGAAAACCGCUACCCCAUGUUAAAUGGUAUAAAGACAAUUCCGAAAUAAAAGCGGAUGCUAAUUUAUACGAAGUCAAAACAGAAAUAAAUGAAACUAGAAACGCGGUGUUCAACAUACAAAGUACGUUACGAUUCAAAGGUCGCGCGAGACCCAACGGGGAUGACUUACUUCCGGAGGAUAGGGGAGUCUAUUCUUGUUCGUUCGAAAAUGAAGUAAAGAAAGUGGAAUCAACUAUGCAGCUCAGGAUUGAACACGAACCAAUUUCAAUCCGACAACAAAACAAAGUAGCUUACGAUGUGAUGGAGAACGCUGAAAUAUCGUGUAGAGUUCAAGCUUAUCCCAAACCAGAAUUCCAGUGGUUUUACGGCGCUAAUACUGCACCAUUGCAAAUGUCCUCGGACGGUCAUUACGAGAUAACUACUACAACGGAUAAUAACGACUCCUACUUAAGUAUUCUCCUUAUACGCAACAUUAAAGGACAGGACUACGGUGAUUAUUACUGUAAAGUAAAAAAUUCAUUGGGUAGUAUACGUCCGCAAAUAAGAUUGCAACCAAAAGGUGCACCUGAGUCACCCCGCGCUUUAGCUAGUCAAAAAGUAGGACCCAGUUUUGUGUCUCUCAAAUGGGAAGCGGGAUUCGAUGGGGGACUAUCGAAUACAAAAUACUUUGUACUAUAUCGAAGACAGAAGAAUCCAGCUGGCGGAGAACACUGUGCCACAGAAAGAUUAGAUGAGUACGAUUGGAAAGAAUACGAUUGUAGGCGAUCCAAUCCGUGCAACGUUACGCGCCUUGAGCAACAUAAUACCUACCAUUUUAAGGUGAAAGCAGUUAAUACAAAAGGGCAGAGCAACUACUCCAAUGAGAUCAUGGUGACGACGAAAGUUGACAUUAUACCACCGCCGGAACAGGUGACAUUUGAUCCCAGUACGAGAUCGGUUGCGUUCAGUGUGGGGCCUACGUGCCUCCCCCUAGUGGGGGUGGUGGAAGGUUUGGGAGCUCUUGGCGGCUGGCAGGUCGUCGAUACGGUGCCACUGCAAUUAUCGGGUAUCAGUUCAACUAUACAAGAAAGUACCCUGGAUCCUCCCACGCCUCGCGGUAGAGGCUCCUCUGUACCACCAUUAGAUCAAUUAAAUCCUAGGGUCCGUUUGAGGCUUUGUUUACAAGACAAUCAAGAUACCUGCAGUGAAUACAUAGAGGCUGAUAUUGGUCCAUCAUACACGAAGGCAGCUGCCGCCUUAACUACUGCCACGGUCAUCGCAAUAGUCGUAUCUUGCCUAGUCUUUUUACUCUUUUUGAGUCUUUUAUUCAUCUUUUGUCGGUGUAAACGUAACGAGAACAAAAAAGAAGCUUCAAAGGACUAUGAAAUGGACUCUAUGAGGCCUCCCAUGGUGUCGCCACCUAACCAGGCGCCUCCUCCAUAUUAUCCGAGUACGGGGAUGGAGAACAAGGCGCUCGAACAUUCUAUGGACUUGCAAAUGGCUAUGGAUGACUCGAAGAAUGCAGUUUACGCGAGUCAGGGUGGCUACGGGUACCACAUGGCACCCCACACCCAAGGUCAUCCGGGGCAAAAUAUGUCGAAUGCGGACUGGGUAAAUAUGGGGUAUAUUGAGAAUUGCUACACGAACAGUAACAACGGAGGCAGCGUCAACUCCCAAGACUCCCUUUGGCAGAUGAAGAUGGCCGCGGCAAAUGCGGCUCCCAGCAUUCCGCAGCAUCAGAUGGUAGACCGGCAGUGUAAUUAUGGGUAUGACCCAAUAGCGCACGGUGGCUAUGGAACUAUUGACGACUACGCCCCGUAUUCUCCCCUGCCUCACGGCAACCUCAGCACCCACGGUAGUCACGCUGGAGCUGACUGUGCCAUGCGUUCAUCACAAACGCCGUCAAGGCAGGACUAUUGCUCCGAUCCAUACGCAUCCGUGCACAAGCCCAAGAAAAGGGUGGAUCAACAUAUUGAAUCACCUUAUCAUGAAGUUAGCGGUCUGCCCGAGACGUAUUGUGGGGGGCCUGAAGACGCAACUCCCGAAGACAAGCCGCCACAUCUAUCUCUUAGCUAUGAUGAAUCUCUUGAGUCUGGAUAUUCCACACCCAACUCUCGAGCAAGGAGAGUUAUUCGCGAAAUCAUUGUGUAAAUAUGAAAACAUCACUGGUACAAUUCCUAAUAAAAUUAAUUGGACCACAAACAUUCACUUGUACAAUUAUAUUCCGCUUAUCUUGCGGAAUGUUUUGUUGUUCUGAUUUUCAGAUUCUCAUUGAACGUCCUUAUCUUUUACUGAAUUUAAUAAUUCUUUAAAAUCGAUUAGGCAAGGUGAGGUAGAAAAUCAUUACAUAUAUUAAGAUAUCAUUUCAUAUUGUAAGCGAAGAAAAUGUUUACACUAAAACACAAUAUGACACUACGUAUAAGCUGUGUGCCGACGUCAUAUACAAUGCAUUGUAAUUAUACUUAUUACUCUCUGGCAACUGCUGACACGACAGCAUGUACUGGAGACAUCGGAGAUGUGCUAAUCAAGUAAUACAUUGCUCCAAAACAAGACUAUUAUAAUAUUUGCCUGGUUCAUGUUCCGACAGUGCAAAGGGAAUUCUAAUUACUCAGUUGAAUAGCAUCUUGUUCUCAAUAAUUUACGCUCUGUCUCAGAGAAAUGAGCUAAGCUCGCUAAGCCUUUGUUGCAUUUAAAUUGUUUCGACAUUCGUUUGUUUAUGUGAAAAUUCCUUGCAUUUAACAUUUUCAUAUCAAAUAUUUUUGUUUGAUUAUUAAAUUUGCUCUGGGGCUUAUAAUAUAAAUGGGAUCUCAGUCCUAGUACAAUAUUUAAUUUUUCACCAAUUUUUACGUACUAAGUAGACAUGUAUGUCAAAUGACAAAUGCUUUAAAAACACUGACAAUUAUUUUCGUCUCGCUUGAGAUUUUAGCAAUAGCCCGAUAAAACCUUUUUGCUUCAAUCACUCUAAUACCAUUCACUAUACAGUCGGCCAUUGGUGCUCACUUUUCCUUUUGUGUCUUGGUUCUGGUCCAGGAAUCACGACCAGAGGCUAGUCCUAAUCUCACGUUCAAGAUGAAAACACAUAUACAGUUAAUAGUAACAUUGUUAUACUAAUAUGAAAAGGCUGUUACUACGGAUACCUUACAUUGAGGUAAAAGAAAACUGUCACAUGACGAAAAUAUGUUGGAUGCAUUAAAUCACAAUUAAUUGCAACAAUAAACUAGAACUAGAGAACUAUCGUUUCUCAAGCGAAAUAUCAUCGUAUAGUUAUAAUUACCGUUUAAUCACUUAAUAUAGCGUGUAUAAAAUCAUAACUUAACUAUAAGAAACGCCGUCCUUUUGUCAAAAAUACUCUUAUAAUCUUCGGUGCCAUUACGUAAUGUAUUAGGACUUUGGCUAUGUAACUUUAUUGCCAGUUAUUUCAUAAUCUGUGGCAACCUUAUUCAUUUUUUUGUGGCCAAAACCUACUACGCUUAGUAAUAAACUCCUCGUUGCUUGCAAAUACUUAGUUCAUUUGUACGCUUAUACAUUUGAUGGUAUUUAUUUUUGGCUGACCCCACUGCGGUCAAUUUCAAGCUUAGAAUUACUUUUGUUUCAAGUAAUUUUGUAGAAGUAUUUACUUUUAAUUUUUCAAUUUCAUUAGGUUUUAUUUCACUACAUAUAUAUCACAAACCUUUUUCUUUUUAUUGAUGUUAGAAAAUCAAUAAUAUUGUUUAUUUUUUUAUAUUACACACUUUCAUUAUAUACAACAAAUACACUUAUUAAAAUAAUCGUGUAGCUAUCAUUACAUCAGAUGUCAUUAGUUUUAUUAGUGUUAAAGCACGAAACGGGCCCACCUUUAUUAAAUAGGAUCUGGACCACCGGAAAUGUUCAUUUUUAAAUUAUUUUGUUAUAUACAGGGUGGGAUUUUGUGUUUUUUUUAAAUAAAGUUUCUUACAAGCAAAAAUUGCUGUCCCUUCCAUUAAGGGUAUUUUCCAGGUGGUGUUUAUUAAAAGUUCCAGCCUGUAUAAUGAAUGUUUCUCGUAUAGCUUUGAGUCAUACAAGCCACUUUUAUUGAAUUGAAAGAUCUCGGACACUCGGCAUCAACGUGACUGAUAAUUGUUCAAAUACAAAUAUAUUAUAUAAUUCUAUUGAUAAUCAUAGUGCUUAGGUAUAUAGUAUAAUAUGUCGUGAUUAAUAUCUUUCGAAUUUAAUGGUGCAAUUUACGUAUUUAAAGACAUACGUAGAUAUUCGCUUUCGCUUAGGGUCAAUAAUGUAUUGUACACAGCUUCAGAACUGUUUUGCACAUACAUGUAUCUUGUCGUCCUUUUCACAUGGCUCAUAAAAAGUAGGAAGGUAAUAUGAAUAGCUUGAUUUUUGAUCGUUGAAUAACUUUCUUUAAUACUAGUAUAAGGAAUAUAUGUAAGUGAAAUCAUUGUCUCUUUUUGUGUACAAUUAAAGUUUAACCCACUAUACAACGACAAGUACUUAUGAUCUUAGUUGGUAAUGAAAUAACUUCUUUAUACUUUUUAUAGGUUAAGUUAACGGUUAAGUUUUGUACAUUUAAACUUGUAUAUUUUUUAUCUAUACUGUACUUAAACGCCAAACGUUAAUUUGUAACGAAAUGCGCCAUAUUUUAAUUUUAAGAUCUGACAUCGUACGUUAAAUUAAUUGUUGUAUUAUAACAAUGAACUUGUGGUAUCUAUUGUAAAUAUUGAUGUAUUAACUUUCGUGAAAAUAAAUUCUUUUUCACUCCA
Pieris brassicae (large cabbage white) is the source of this 6645-nucleotide messenger RNA. It is a transcript of the gene ed, whose product is annotated as hemicentin-2. Gene Ontology annotation, cellular component: cell-cell junction. The record is from RefSeq and is a predicted model, not a curated record. Gene Ontology annotation, biological process: cell-cell adhesion. Gene Ontology annotation, molecular function: cell adhesion molecule binding. The transcript has 12 exons. Lineage: Eukaryota; Metazoa; Arthropoda; Insecta; Lepidoptera; Pieridae. Bases 335 to 4063 code for a protein of 1242 amino acids.